GCUUUUCAGAAGACGAAAAACAAAUCUCUAGCUACACGUGGUGGGAAGAAAUGCAACCGUCAGCAUGCACGGAUGGAAAAGAAAAAUGUAACAUACCUUUGAACCGACUUUUUCCAUGUUGGUACAGAAGGGGCUGGCCGGUCCUCCCCAGAACGUUUUGUUUGACACCGUCUCGCGGAGUGUAUUUAUAAGACUGUCUUAGAAGAUCUGAACUCAUACCAAACAUACAGCUCGUCAAGGUAUACUAACUUACAAGAAUCUGUAAAUCUACGUGGCUUGAAAAAGCUUCUUCAGUGUCGGAUAGUGCGUGCGUGAAAACAGUGCCGUUGGAGGACCUCACAAUGAUCGGAAAGGUGCUAGUACUCGCAGCUACAUUUGCCGUAGCAGUCGCAGCUCCUGUUUACGGACCAAUCUCUUACGGUCCAGCACUAUCGUACGGUUAUGCAGCCAAAGCUAUUCAACCUCUACACACAGUGACGUUAGCCAAACCAGUAGUAGCAGCAGCCCCAUUCAUCCACCAUGCUCCGGUGUUUGCACAUGGUCCAGUUGUGGCACCAGUUGUCAAGCACGUCGAAGCUUUCGAUCCAAACCCACACUACAGCUUCAGUUACGGAGUAGCCGAUCCUCAUACCGGUGAUUCCAAGCAUGCUGAGGAACACCUGGAAAACGGAGUAGUGCACGGAAGCUACUCUCUGACCGAACCCGAUGGUACCAUCCGCAAGGUUACCUACACCGCCGACAAGGUCCACGGAUUCAAUGCAGUCGUAGAAAAAUCUGGCCAGGCUGUCCAUGCGGCGCCAGUUUUCAAGAAGGUCUUAGCUCCAAUCGUGCAUGCGGCUCCAGUCGUGCACUACCACCAUUAAAUACCGUUGGCCGAAACCGAAACUGCCUUUUAACUCAAGUUGUAUGAUAUGUUUAUUUAGUAUGUAAGAGUAGCGAAUA
This is a messenger RNA of Ochlerotatus camptorhynchus, 942 nucleotides long. It is a transcript of the gene Cpr64Ac, whose product is annotated as Cuticular protein 64Ac. The record is from RefSeq and is a predicted model, not a curated record. The transcript is spliced from 2 exons. Gene Ontology annotation, cellular component: extracellular matrix. The coding region runs from base 342 to 863 and encodes 173 amino acids. Lineage: Eukaryota; Metazoa; Arthropoda; Insecta; Diptera; Culicidae.